This is a messenger RNA of Blepharisma stoltei, 708 nucleotides long. NCBI's taxonomy places the organism in Eukaryota, Ciliophora, Heterotrichea, Heterotrichida, Blepharismidae. The record is from the annotation of a GenBank genome assembly.
AUGCCAAAAAUCAAAGGCUUCUGUUAUAAAAAAUAUCCCUUCUUUGAGAUUCCUCGCCCAGAAGAUCUUUCUUCUCCAACACCAAAAAGCUUCAAAGAAAUGCUCAGGUCAGUCUCUCCAUUUAAGAAAAUUCCUUUAGCUGAAUGUGAAACCUUUACUCGAAAGCAGGAACUUGAUUAUCCAUAUUGAAGAAGUUUGCUUCAUGAAAUUGAAAGUGAUUCUAAUCGAAACUCUGCAGAUCCUGCAAUGACUGAAGAAAUGCUCUACAAUUGAAUUAAACAAAGUCUAAAUCUCAAAUUCAAAAAGGUCCCAGCUCAACGACCACUUAUGCUCUCUCCAAAAAUAUAUAAUUAUUUACGAGAAGUAGAAUGCAAAACCAAUAAGGGAGGUCUAAUAACAGUGGGAACUAGUGAAAGAAGAGUAAAGACUCUAGAUGAAAUUAACAGAGAAAUUUCAAGAGAAAGGAUACAUGUUAGAGAUUUAACACCAAAAUAUGUCCGUGGGCAGAGAUUUAGAAGUCCAAGAUCAAGCAAAAAUAUAAUUGAAAGUGCUGAAUCUUUGAGAAAUUAUUCUAAUGAGAAAGAAAAGAAUAAAAAAUAUUUUAACACAUCUAAUGAGAACACUUCAAGGUCAAUUAGUCUCAAAAGAAUAACUAGAAAAGAUACAGGGGGAUUUAAUCGAAGGACUCUUUUUGAGACAAAUUUAUAA